AUGGACAAGUUAAGUCCAAUUCUCCUCGUAGAUGGAGUGAUCCGUGUAGGUGGCCGGUUACGUCACGCCCCUGUUCCGUACGGCCAACGCCCCCCUAUGAUCCUGCCGGAUAAGCAUCGUCUCACAGAAAUGAUAAUGGUGCACUACCACCGGAAACUCCUACACGCCGGACCGCAGCUUCUGGCAGCUGUAGUACGGGAACGGUUUUGGCCGCUUCGUAUACGGAAUCUCUCACGUCGAAUAGUUCACGCGUGUACCAAAUGCUUUCGGUGCAAGCCCAAGGUCUUAGAGCAGCUAAUGGGAGAACUACCGGUAGAACGUGUUACACCCACCUUCCCUUUCGCUCAUACUGGAGUGGACUAUUGUGGUCCAUUUUCAUAUCGCCCAACCCGCCGUGCUACUGCCAUCAAGUGCUAUGUCUCUGUGUUUGUCUGCCUCGUAACAAAGGCAGUGCAUCUGGAAUGUGUAUCCGAUCUGACCACCAAUGCAUUCAUUGCGGCACUCAAACGAUUUGUGACACGUCGGGCCAAACCCGAAAUGAUCGAGUGCGACAACGCCCUCAACUUUCAAGGUGCUAAGCGAGAGCUAAAAGAGCUAGCUCGCUUGUUUCGGUCGCAACAGCACCAGGACCAAGUUUCUCGCAGCUGUUCGGAAGACGGAAUAACUUUUAAAUUCAUACCUCCCAGGUCCCCGAAUUUCGGAGGACUCUGGGAAGCCGCAACUGUUUUAGCCCAAGCCGACAGCUGCCUAAACUGUCGUCCGUUGACACAGCUAACAUCCGAUCCAAAUGAUCUGGAGGUGCUCACACCGGGGCAUUUCUUGGUGCAUAGGUUCCUUACUGCUAUACCGGAGCCCAGUCUAAACAGCAUCCCGACAAACCGACUAGACCGAUACCAACAGACUCAGGAGUACGUCCGAAGAAUUUGGAACCAAUGGCAGUCCGAAUACUUGUCCGGGUUACAACCCCGUACGCGUUGGACUCAGCGGCGUAACAACAUAAAGGUCGGAACUUUGGUUCUGGUCAAGGAGGAGAACCUUCCUCCACUGAAGUGGAGAAUAGGGCGGAUCACGAAGAUCUUCAUGGGAGAUGACAAUUGCAUUCGAGUCGUCGAUGUGCGCACGAAAGACGGCGAAUACCGCCGAGGAAUAUCCAAAAUCUGUGUGUUGCCUAAUCAACUCGAUGAUGGCGGCGCUGUCGACCCACCUGAAGGAAACUGA
Molecule: messenger RNA, 1218 nt
Organism: Armigeres subalbatus
Lineage: Eukaryota; Metazoa; Arthropoda; Insecta; Diptera; Culicidae
Exons: 2
Coding region: 1-1218 (405 amino acids)
Biological process (GO): DNA integration
Molecular function (GO): nucleic acid binding
Source: RefSeq, a predicted model, not a curated record